ACAAAUUUACGCGUGCCAAUAAAAGAACAAGCCUUGAGAAGUGGCCUUCAAAUUUAAAACGCCCCCCCAAACUUCCUUCUCUCACUGAACCAAAGGGCUUACAUCAUCGUCCCCAACAAGAGGUGCCCACCAUUUUGGGUCCUGAGCUGAGCUUGAUCCCACAAAAGCAGACAUGGCAGAGAACAAGCCUGCGCAAAUCAAGGACUUGCAGAUUCUGAAAGCAAACAAAGAUGAUGAAAACAAGAAGCACCUGGCGCCCAAGAGGAGCUCCAACAAGGACAGGCACAAAAAGGUGGACGGUAGAGGCCGAAGAAUACGGAUGCCUGCCUUGUGUGCAGCUAGGGUUUUUCAAUUGACCAGAGAAUUGGGUCACAAGUCUGAUGGGGAAACAAUUCAGUGGCUGCUGCAGCAAGCUGAGCCAUCGAUUAUAGCUGCCACUGGCUCUGGAACUGUACCUGCUUCAGCUCUUGCAGCUGCAGGGUCCUCUGUUUCUGAACAGGGGAGCUCUGUUUCCUCUGUUUCUUCUGGGUUGCAUACAAGGAUGGAAGGACUAAUAAGACCAAGUGUUGGGUCUGAAGGCAGUGCCAACUGGGCAUUUCAUAUGGGCAGAUCUAAUGUGGCAAGUGGGGUUUGGCCCUUGCCCUUUCUCAGUGGGGUUAGGUCAGGUUUUGAUCAAAAUUCUGGUCAGGCAACAGUCAAUUUUGGGAGUGAAAACUUGAACAUCAUGCAGCAUAAGUUUGGGUUUCAUGGGUUUGAUGUUCCUGGUAUGAAUUUGGGGUCAAUGGGUUUUCCCACAAUUCUAAGUGGAAGCAACCAGCAAGUUCCAGGUUUAGAGCUUGGCCUCUCACAGGAUGGUCAUAUUGGGGUUGUGAGUUCUCAAGCUUUGACCCAAUUUCACCAGAACAAGGGACAGAGGCCAGGUAGUGUAGCUUCCUUCAAUCAGCAGCAGCAGCAGCAGCCAUCUGAUACGAAUGAAUGAUUUUCAAUGAUCAAAACAGAAGAGAAAAUCAAAAUAGCUCAGAUACUGGCUUUUGCAGGGUUACCCUUCUUUCAGUAUUUUUCAUUUGAUCAGGAUGAAGUAUGAAGAGAAAAAUGGCUUGGAGAUUGGAUUUGCUUUCUAUUUCUGGUUCCUUUUUUGAUGUGUGUGCUAUCAUGUCCCAAUUAGAAUAUGGCUGUUGCUUGCAUCCAACCAAAAAAAUUGUUGAAUGUUUAGCAUAUACUAUAUAGAUUUCAUGCAGUGCAGGUAUGCAAUUUCAUUUAGAUAUGAUCUGGUUCCUGUUUCACUGAGUCUUUAUAUAUAUUUAGCUCAAGAAGAUGCUCUUUUAAAGUUGCUUCUUUCAAACUUGGCAAUGAUUUGCCCUUGGUUAGUUCUUGGAAGUGGUGUGGUGCUUUCCUUUCUUGUUAAACAAUACGUCUUAGUCUUGGAUUUGAUCUUAAUGAAAUAGGAUUAUUGAGCCUUAAUUUAAAGGAUACAUGUGAUGGUGCUCGUGUCGUUUUCGUUAAAUAAAAAAUGUAAAGGAAAAAAAGAAACUAAGGUUGUUCAUAACACUAGUUAAAAAUGAACAAGGACGAUAUAUGUGGCAAUGGGCUUGUAGCUUAAGUAGUUAAGAGGAGUUACACGUGCAUGUACUUGUGGUAAGUGAAUGACCCAUCGUCAUGAAAAAGUAACGGUUGUUGUUCUCCCAAUUGCAGCAGGCCGUCAAUCCAAGCCCAGUCAAAUCAAACAAUGCACCAAAGAAGAUGGCAAAUGAACCCAACCCAUUUCCAACAUUGAGUUUUACCAUUGUUUACCUAUCCCAUCCAGGCACAACCCAACCGAACCCGGUUAUGCACCAGUUUGGGCCAUAACCAAUCAAAAAGUGGCCUUUGUGUUUUCCGUUACAAGCGAGGUCAUGGUGAAGGUGUGAAGCUCAAUCUGUCAACACAGAAAAUGUCCAGAAAGUUUUACAGAUAGGGAUGAGGACGAGACGUUG
Molecule: messenger RNA, 1973 nt
Organism: Prunus avium (sweet cherry)
Lineage: Eukaryota; Viridiplantae; Streptophyta; Magnoliopsida; Rosales; Rosaceae
Product: transcription factor TCP20
Cellular component (GO): nucleus
Molecular function (GO): sequence-specific DNA binding; DNA-binding transcription factor activity
Source: RefSeq, a predicted model, not a curated record